AUGAAAGCUCUUCUCAAGUUCAGGGAAAGCGUAAUCGAUGAAUCACAGCGUUUGUCAUCCUGGUUUGGAGAAGACUGUUGUUUAUGGGAAGGAAUUGGUCGUAGCAAGAGAAGUGGCCAUGUUGUCAAGCUUGAUCUCCAUAACCAAUUUCCAUUUGAUCCUUCCAGGUACUUUAACGACGUAAUCUACGCUAACAGUUACAGCACAACCUGCUUGGGAGGUGAGAUCAAUCCAUCCUUACUCAAGUUGGAGCAUUUGCAAUACUUGGACCUUAGCAUGACCAACUUCUCAGGCAUUCCAAUGCCAACAUUCUUGGGAUCCUUAAGGAAUUUGAGAUAUCUCGACCUGUCUAGCGCAGGUUUUGAAGGAAUGGUUCCUGAUGAUCUAGGAAACCUCUCAAGGUUAAAGUGCCUCCAUCUUGGAGAUGCACCUCAAGGCUGGAGUUUUGGCUCAGACUUCACAUUGACUGCAAAAGAUCUGUGGUGGAUAGCUAAGCUUUCUUCUCUAGAAAGCUUAGACUAG
Messenger RNA from Coffea eugenioides, 522 nucleotides. Its product is annotated as receptor-like protein EIX2. The coding region runs from base 1 to 522 and encodes 173 amino acids. The transcript has a single exon. Gene Ontology annotation, molecular function: protein binding. Lineage: Eukaryota; Viridiplantae; Streptophyta; Magnoliopsida; Gentianales; Rubiaceae. The record is from RefSeq and is a predicted model, not a curated record.